This is a messenger RNA of Linum tenue, 2090 nucleotides long. The record is from the annotation of a GenBank genome assembly. NCBI's taxonomy places the organism in Eukaryota, Viridiplantae, Streptophyta, Magnoliopsida, Malpighiales, Linaceae.
AUGAUUAAAGCCUUACCGGUCUUUCACAACAAUCAUUAUAACAAGAUCAUCAGACAAGCUACCAACAGUUGUGAGUUCUCUCCCCGCAAAACUCAAACUCCUGUUCCAGAGCCCACCAUGUCAAGCUCUGCGGGCCUUAUCAUUCCCUGCAAAGCUGCAGUUGCAUGGGAAGCAGGGAAACCGCUAGUGAUGGAGCAGGUGGAAGUGGCUCCACCACAGGCAUUGGAAGGCCAAACUCCACUCUUUCCGCGCAUAUUUGGCCAUGAAGCUUCUGGAAUUGUCGAGAGCGUUGGAGAAGGGGUUAAUGAUUUCCAGGUCGGAGACCAUGUUCUUCCGGUAUUCACAGGAGAAUGUGGACAGUGCAGGCACUGCAAGUCCGAGGAAAGCAACAUGUGCGACCUGCUGAGGAUAAACACUGACAGAGGUUUCAUGCUCAACGACGGAAAAUCCCGUUUUUCAAUCGACGGACAGCCAAUACAUCACUUCCUCGGCACCUCUACCUUCAGUGAGUACACGGUUGUGCAUUCAGGUAGUCUGGCAAAGAUCAAUCCACUUGCACCACUGGACAAAGUGUGCGUUCUCAGUUGUGGCAUCUCAACAGGACUGGGUUCCACGUUGAAUGUGGCGAAACCAAAACAGGGUUCAACAGUAGCCAUCUUUGGUCUGGGAGCUGUUGGCCUAGCGGCUGCUGAGGGCGCAAGAAUUGCUGGAGCAUCCAGGAUCAUUGGCAUCGAUUUGAAUCCAAAGAGGUUUGAGGAAGCAAAAAAGUUUGGAGUUACAGAGUUUGUGAACCCGAAGGACCAGGACAGACCAAUUCAAGAGGUAAUUGCAGAGAUGACCGAUGGCGGCGUUGACAGGAGCAUAGAAUGCACCGGCAACAUCAGUGCAAUGAUUUCAGCUUUUGAAUGUGUUCAUGAUGGAUGGGGAGUGGCAGUCCUUGUAGGAGUCCCUAACAAGGAGGCAGUGUUUAUGACUAAACCCAUCAACUUGCUUAGCGAGAGAACGUUGAAAGGCUCUUUCUUCGGGAACUAUAAACCAAGAACCGACCUUCCAUCUGUCGUUGAAAUGUAUAUGAACAAGAAGCUGGAUGUCGACAAGUUCAUAACUCAUCGAGUGCCUUUCUCAGAAAUCAACAAGGCCUUUGACUUGAUGCUGAAGGGGGAGGGCCUGCGAUGUGUUAUUGAUAUGGAGAAGUAAUAUAUAAGAAAAAUAAUGGACAGAACAUCCUACUCGGUUAUGUGAUCAGCUUUAUGCAAUUUGUUCGUCAUGUAUGUCCUCAAUCUGACAAUGAAGGUGUGAGCAAACAAAUACAAGGAAAUAAAUAGAAGCCCAUUUCGAAACAAUGGGGAGUGUAUUGUCAGGAGUGGCAUUGACCCAAAUCUGUAGAAGCGCUUGUAUUAGUAAUAUAAAGAUGUAAGGAACAGCAAAUCUAUGAUACACCUGAUCUAAUACCAAGAAGGAGCCUUUCAGAUAUUUGAGCUUCUAGGCUGAUCAUGAACCUCCAGUUGAAGAUAUGAGGCCAGCUUUUUCGGCGUGUACUUCGUCUUCCACCAGCCAAUAGCUCUUCUCCUCCUAUGACACCAAUAUAUGAGAGAAAAACAUUCCUUCAUUGCUGCUGCUAAGCCUGCGCCAGGACUAUUUAUUGUACUUCUCCAUUAUUCUUCGAGCUUCCUUUACAGCCUCCUCUGAUGAAAAAGUCGGAGCGUCCGAGACUCUGCCUCCUUUGGGACCUUGAUCUUUGUUGAAGGCAAUGAACAGGAAAUAUACCAGCCCCAUCGUAGCCAGGGCAAAGAACGCUGUAGACAAGAAUGAUUUCAGCAGAAUGAAAGAAACAGUGAGCAGAGCAACGGUCACUGAAACUCUGGCAAUGGGCCUUGGAAUGGAGACCUGUGAGGAAAGUCUAGCUCCAUUAGAAAGAGUGAUUCUCAAUCGCUACCAAUUGGGAUAGGAUGCAGGGGGAAACCUUACAGGCACUAGGCUGAUUCCCGCAUCGAUGCCAUCCUUCCCAACCUUCCACACGGUUUGGAUAACUAUUCAGAUUGUGACAGACAUAGAUUAGAAGGGAGUAACAAAGGAAAUUCGGAGUGAUA